Molecule: messenger RNA, 935 nt
Organism: Gigantopelta aegis
Lineage: Eukaryota; Metazoa; Mollusca; Gastropoda; Neomphalida; Peltospiridae
Exons: 2
Source: RefSeq, a predicted model, not a curated record
CAGUGCGUUAACUGAUAAUAACCUUUCAAAGAGAAACCAAUCACUGUCUGUGAUAUGUGUAUUUUUACAGCUUAGUCAACUGUUUUAAUAAUAACUUUUGAAUAUUUUUUCUUAUUUUUUCUUUCUUUUUUUGUAUACCAUUUGUUUGACACCCAAUAGCCGGUGUGCUGAGGUGGUCGUACUGAAGUGUCGUUUAAUACUCAUCAUUUCAUUUACACUGCAUUUCAAUCCCGUUUAGUUCUACUUAUUAAAAAUUGUAUGAUGAAUAAUAUUAUGACAAAUGAUAUGCAUACACUCCAUAUUCUGUCUAUUUUCAGAUGUUACUCUUUCUGGAAAUGUGACAAAAUUCGAUGCUAAUGGUGUGAACUCAAUUACCUUUACUUGUGAAACAAGCAACACGACAGGAAGUGUUACAUUUGAGUGGAUAAACAAAACAACUGAAGGAUCUACAUAUAUUAAAAACAACCUGACUGUAUCUAAACAUGGCAGCACAUACCGACAAGAUCUUAAACUUAUUCCACACUGGUAUCAACAUGAAAACAAAAUUGCCUGUAAAGUCUUUAACGUAAGCUCCAACAUAACAGCAAUGUCAAAUUCUGAAGUUUUGGAUUUGAUAUAUCCUCCAGUGACAAGUCCUGUCAUGAAGCAGGUAACGAAUCCAGAGACACCUCUCAGUUCAGAAAUUACAGUCCACGAAGGCGCCAUGUUGAACUUGUCGUGUGAAGUGACUGGAGGAAAACCGAGCGUGUCAAACGUCACAAUACAGUGUGAUGGUACUAACCCCAGUACAUUUUAUACGGUGGUCGGAGAUCGUGUUACAGGUCAUCUCUCGUUAACCGUGUGGAGGAACUUCCACAAACACACCUGUCAGUGUUCAGCUAAACACAAGACAGGUCGAUAUCAUCUUACUUCGAAUGUCACCAUUCGGAUUAACU